This is a messenger RNA of Scomber japonicus (chub mackerel), 4505 nucleotides long. It is a transcript of the gene ubn2b, whose product is annotated as ubinuclein 2b. The coding region runs from base 252 to 3833 and encodes 1193 amino acids. The record is from RefSeq and is a predicted model, not a curated record. The transcript is spliced from 17 exons. Lineage: Eukaryota; Metazoa; Chordata; Actinopteri; Scombriformes; Scombridae. Gene Ontology annotation, cellular component: nucleus.
UCAAAACUGCGAUUUCCCACCGUUCAAGCCCCUCGUAGGUGACGGGGGCCGCGCCACGGACGCUACUAUAUGGAUUAACACGGGCUGAGAGGAGGUAAAAGUUACCGUGUCGCCGGCAGCAGUCAUUCGGAGGAAGCUAACUAGCUAGCCGUAGCUGUCGACCAGGUCUACGGGUUUAAGCUCUACCAGCCCCGCAGAGGAGUGACGUCCCCCCCCUCCGCGUGCCCCGGCCGGUUCACGGACAGCGUGAAAUGGCAGAGCCGAGGAAAGUGCCGUUUGUCACCAUUUCGUCCUUCAACACCUCGCCGUCAGUCCCGGAGUCAAGCAAGAAACGCCGCCGCGAAGAUGAGGCCGUCGACAUCACUUUUGGGAAAGACGGAGGUGGUGGUGGUGGUGGUGGUGGAGGAAGCGCAGCGGCCACCGGGUCAGGAGGAGGAGGAAGUCUGCUCGGUAACACGAAAGGAGGCGACGCCGCCGAGAGCGUGGAGGCGAAGCCCACCGUCCGCCUCAACCUGCCUCUCAGCGAGCCCAGCGAGAGGGGCUCCUCCGAGUUCAGCUACAGCGAGCUGGUCAACUCAACUCUUUCUCAGGUAAAGCAUGCAAGUUCAACAGUCCCUAAAGGACUCGCGCCUCCCCUGGACCCCAACGACCCUUUUGCUGACGACGAGAAGGAGAGACGGGAGGUAGAGGCGAUGGCGAAGAAAUUUGAGAGCAAAUACGGAGGUAGCGUAAAGAAGAAGAAAAAGGACAGGAUGCAGGAUCUCAUUGACAUCGGCUACGGUUACGACGAGACUGACCCCUUUAUAGACAAUUCAGAAGCUUAUGAUGAGCUGGUACCGGCCUCUCUCACCACAAAACAUGGAGGCUUCUACAUCAACACUGGCACACUGCAGUUCAGAGCAGCAUCUGACUCAGAAGGCGAGGGUGCCAGCGCGGAGAAUAAUCACUUCAAGAAAAUGAAAGACGGCGAAGAACGGGUGAUUAAAAAACGUCGGAAAAAGCAGGACGGUGGAAUUCUGGAAGACAAGAAACCCAGGAAGAAUAAAGUACCAAAGCCCGGAGUUUCAGCCAUGAAUGUCCACCGACCAGAAAAGAAAAAGAGGAAGAAGCUCAUGAAGGAUUCCCUCCACCUGGCCAACAUGUUGCGCCGCUUCACCCGGGAGAAGGAGGAGAUGCGGAAGAGGAACAUAGCCGCCGGUCUGCAGCGUCCCGCCGCCGGUCUGCAGCGACCCAACGCCAAAGUGCCCAGCGCCAACAGCGCGCUCCUCAACACCCACGCCAAGGCAACCACCGCCGGCAGCGAAUGCACCAUGGCCGACCUGACCUCCGACCCGGCUGUGAUGUCGCUGCUGGGGUCGGCCAACAACGACAUGUUGCAGGACAUGAUGGGCGACCUGGACUUCGCUAUGCUGGACUCUCCUCAGCCUUCCAGUCCGGCGCAGGGGGAGAACGGCUCCUUCGGUAUGGGACAGAAGUCGGGCGCAGGUCGCGUGUCGCAGGGUAACCUGUUGCCCCCUCCUCCCCUGCCCAGCGGACUCCCAGGACCACUCACAAAACGCAUCGAAGACCUGAGAGCGGCGUCCCGUCUGUUUGACGAAGAGGGCAGGAAGAAAUUCUUCACGUUGGACAUGAACAACAUCCUACUGGAUAUUGAGUUGCAGGUUCAGGAGCAGCCGAUGGAGGUGCGUUCAGCCGUCUACUGUCAUCUGGAGGCCUUCGUGCCUUGCAAUAAAGAAGCGCUGCUCAAACGCCUUAAGAAGCUCAGCCUCAACAUACAGGAUGACCGUCUUCGAACGCCUCUUCUCAAGCUGAAGCUGGCCGUGUGCAGCGUGAUGCCGGAGCAGAUAGCCCGAUACAACAUGGACUGUAUCGCUAAGGUGGCAAAGCAGCAGUCUGAGGAGGGAGAGAAGAAUGGUUCAGAGGAUGAUGACGAGGAGAAACCAGGGAAGAGGGUGAUGGGACCUCGGAAGAAGUUUGUCUGGGAUGACAAACUCAGGUCACUGCUGUGUAACUUGGUGCGGGUGAAGCUGACCUGCUACGAGCUGGAGGGCAAGAACUCGCUGUCUCUAGAAGACUACCUCAAAGCCUUUAUGGAGACUGAAGUGAAACCUCUCUGGCCUAAAGGCUGGAUGCAGGCCAGGAUGCUGUUCAAAGAGAGCAUCAUGGCUCACGGUCACCUCACAGGCUACACAGCGAAGAAGAAGAUGGUUCCUACUCCCAAGGCCAAGCCAAAGGAGGCUGUGUGGGUUCAGCGGCCCACUCCUUCAGCAGGCGCCACUCCGUCCCCUGCUGCCCAGGUUGCCAAGCGACCACCUCAGUCACCGUCUGAGCCCAUAUGUCUCGAUUCCCUCGACGAGGAUCUGACGGCUCCCUCCCUGGACUCCAUCUCCCAGGCCCUGGCCAUCCUUGGCAACGCGGCCAAGGGCCUGGCCCAAGGGGACAACCCCCCAUCCCCAGAAGGAUCCAACACGGCCACCCCGGCCCCCUCUCUCCACCCCUCGCCUCUCAUCCAGCAGCAGAAAAAGAACUCUGUCAGCACGCCCAGCACACCUCACUACAUCUCUACCUCUUCGUCUUCCUCCACCUCUCUGUCUCGGCCUUCCUCCAUCACGUCGUCCCCUCUAUCCUCGGUGAGGGUGGACGGGAUGGGGGUCCUUAAAGGCACGGCGCAGGUGCACAGACACUCAGUGUUAAACACUCACAGACCCAUGGGUGUGGCUAAAGUCAACAUGCCUGCCUCAACCUUGGCAUCCAAGCCACGCCCGCCACCUACCGCGUCUCCGCUCGUGCCCCCCGGAUCAAAGAUGGGGGUCUCCACUACCCCAUCCGGCCUCCUCAAAGGAAGCAGCAAUAAUAACAAAGCCAACAGCGGCGACACUCUCAUCAUCACAUCGCCUCAGUCUCGGCCACACAUGCUCCAAUCGGGCGUGCACAUGACCCCCAAAACCUUCCAGGCGGCCCGUCUGACACAGACCCCGCAAAGCAAAUCCUCCACCUCCCUCUCUCAGUCGCUCACUGUAGUCCAGCCCCAGCAGCAGUCCAACUUCAUCACCCCCAUGCACGCCACCCUCACCAAGUCCACCCACAGCAGCAUCCCGCCCAUCGUCAAACUCACCCCGCGCACCCCCAACCCCAUCGUCACGGCCACCACCUCGCCUUCCAUCUCCCAAAGCCCCAGGUCUCAGGCAACCCCCACCAUCCACCAGUACUCCGCCAAAAGCCCAGCAGGGUUCCGCCCGCCGUUCUCAGGUGCCCAAGGAGGAGCAACCAAGCCGGGGCAAGGCAGCUACACUCCUCCGGGCGGCCAGAAGACCCCGAGCAACAACAGCACCACCAACACCAGCCUUAUUAACACCUCAUCCAUCAGCAAACAUUCAGGAUCCAGUGCCUGCCUCACAACGGCCUCUGUCAACGCAGGCCAGCGUCAGAGGCCGGGGGGUGGGACACCUCAGGGGGCCAAGCCCAUCGCAUCUGUCCCAUCGCCAUCCGUCUCUUCUCAGUUGCCACAGGUUUCCACGGCAGGUAGCAGCAGUCUGCUCGGCUCGGCUCCGUCUCUUCCCCUUGGCUUCGGGAUGCUGGGGGGCCUCGUGCCCGUAUCGCUGCCCUUCCAGUUCCCCCCGCUGCUAAACCUGCCCCCGCUGGGCACGGCGGGCUCCAGCACAGCGGCCAGCGGCUCCGUGGCCAGUAGCAACGCAACGUUCUCCACCCUGACCCAGAAUCUGUAUAAGAGUCUCCAGUCAGGGUCUCAGGUUGCUGUGCCUCCUCACUUGCAGCUCGCUUUCUCAGAUGUCAGUCAAAGCCAGGGAGGAGACGCUAAGAGGAAGACUCUAUGAUACAGCUGGAUCUCAACACCCAGUGGACGCCGUCUAAUGACAUGAUGAGAUGUCAGGGACAAAUCAGGACGGAGCAUGGCUUUUGAGUGACAGAUGGACAGACCACUCAUAUUCGAGGCCUGACAGAAGGACUGGAUUUACACUUCAGAUGUUUGGUCCGAGAGGAUCAGAUCAACUCGAUCAUGAAUACCAGUUCAAUAUAACUUUUUAAAAAACAAAACAAUUUGAUAACUUUUAAAUACUAUUCAUAGAAUUGUUAAAUGACAAACAGCUUGUCAAUGUUUACAAGAUAGACCUAUAUCACUGUGGGCAGGGGGAAGGAAUGAGUGAGAUAUUUUUAGGUGAGUGAGUGAGCGAGCUUGUGUGUGUGUGUGUGUGUGUGAGGGUCUGAAUGCGUUUGGUUGGAUGUAUUCUUUGGUGGGACUGAAAGUGUGCCUUUUGUAUGUCUCCCUCUCUGAUGCAUGGUCAGUGUGUCUAUUUGGUGCUGUUUUUAUUAUAAUGUAAUUAUCACUGAUACCUGUAAGAAAUGUAAACUGCAAAUAGUUGAUUUGAGCUUUUUUUUUUUUUUCCAAUGGGAGCUGUACACUUUUUCAUUGUACAUGAAUUCUUGAGCGAAUUCUUUUCUGUAUAGAACUCAAUACUUUUAAUUAAAAUUUUGUCUUCACAAGGUCA